UUUAGCUAUUUAUUAUUUUUAGGGGAUAAGUUUUGAAGAUGCGUCCAAAGUGCGGAAAGAAAAUCUGUCACCAGCCUUGUUUACAUACUACAAGAAACCGGUGAUGAUUCAUCAAGGUCACAUGCAAUGGUUGUAUGACACUGAUGGUAAACGAUACCUAGAUUUGUUCGGAGGCAUUGUUACUGUCAGCGUCGGACACUGUCACCCGAAAGUGAAUGCUGCUGCAGAAAAACAGAUGAAGAAAUUAUGGCACACAACAAAUAUAUACAUGCACCCAACAAUACAUGAAUAUGGCCGAAAACUGGCGGAGAAAAUGCCGGGAAAUCUGAAGGUGAUAUAUUUUACAAACAGUGGGUCAGAAGCUAACGAUUUAGCACUGUUGAUGUCCAGAAUGUAUACUGGGGUAUUUGAAGCUGUAUCUCUUAGGAAUGCCUACCAUGGAGCUAGUCCCUAUCUGAUGGGUCUUACAGCUUUGAAUACAUGGAGGUUUAACAGUCCAACAGGGUUUGGUUUACAUCAGUCAAUGAACCCUGAUCCAUUUAGGGGGCCAUGGGGAGGAAAAAAUUGUAGAGAUUCUCCAGCUCAGACAAUUCGAGAUUGUGAUUGUGCAGCUGGAGAAUGUAAAGCAGGUGACAUGUACCUGGAUCAACUAGAAGAUGUUCUCAGGUUCUCUAUGCCUAAAGGCAAAAUUGGAGCUUUCUUUGCUGAAGCUAUACAGGGAGUUGGAGGAACUGUGCAGUUUCCAAAGAAUUUCUUGAAGAGAGCAUUUGAGAAAGUGAGGGCCUUGGGUGGAAUAUGCAUAUCUGAUGAGGUACAGACAGGGUUUGGGAGAACGGGAACUCAUUACUGGGGCUUCGAGGGUCAUGGUGUUAUUCCAGAUAUUGUUACUAUGGCAAAGGGUAUAGGAAAUGGUUACCCUAUGGCAGCGGUGAUUACAACCCCUGAGAUAGCAGCUGGUAUGGGGAAAGCUUUACAUUUUAACACAUUUGGAGGUAACCCUGUAGCUUUCCGCAGUAGGUGCAGCUGUUUCUUGAUGUCAUCGAUGAGGAAAAUAUUCAACAGAAUGCCCAUGGUUGUAGGCGAACAUACUUUAUUGAAGAGCUUUGCCAAGUUGGAGAGUCAGUUUGAUACUGUAGGCGAUUAG
Ruditapes philippinarum (Manila clam) is the source of this 1144-nucleotide messenger RNA. RefSeq names its product alanine--glyoxylate aminotransferase 2, mitochondrial-like. The transcript has 10 exons. Bases 104 to 1144 code for a protein of 346 amino acids. The record is from RefSeq and is a predicted model, not a curated record. Lineage: Eukaryota; Metazoa; Mollusca; Bivalvia; Venerida; Veneridae. Gene Ontology annotation, biological process: glyoxylate catabolic process. Gene Ontology annotation, molecular function: L-alanine:glyoxylate transaminase activity; pyridoxal phosphate binding. Gene Ontology annotation, cellular component: mitochondrion.